GCAUGCUGUGUCGAGUACAGAACCUCUUCUCACCUGCCUAUUUUGUGCAGUUCAGUGUUAGCGGGCUGGUCAUCUGCGCUUCGGCUUAUCAGGUAGCCUCGAUGCUCAAUCUAAACGACUUCAGCAAACUGAUGAACGUGUUCUACAUGAUGUCGAUGACGAUGCAGAUCGGACUGCCGUGUUACUAUGGCAACGAAGUAACACUCAAAAGCUACGCCCUUACGAAUGCCAUCUACUCCUCGCGCUGGUACGACAUGCCGCAAAGCAACAGGAAAAGCGUGCAAAUGUUUCUCGUGCGCACCAACAAACCGUUCGCAGUGGCUGCGUUUGGUUAUUUCAACUUUAACUUGCCCGCAUUUACAACGAUUUUAAAUAUGGCAUAUUCCGUGUACUGUGUGCUGCAGCGUAAAGCAAAAAAUGUGUAAAAGUGCAUAAACAUAUGCCGAUUUAAUUAUUACUCAAUUGUCUCUAAAUUAACCAUGAUUGAAACUGUUCAACUGUUGAAUGAUGUAAGUGUUUUUGAAAUUUAAAAUUAUUAUCGCAUUGCACUUAGGAACACUUGC
Messenger RNA from Anopheles arabiensis, 563 nucleotides. Its product is annotated as putative odorant receptor 71a. Bases 3 to 425 code for a protein of 140 amino acids. The transcript is spliced from 3 exons. Gene Ontology annotation, cellular component: plasma membrane. The record is from RefSeq and is a predicted model, not a curated record. Gene Ontology annotation, molecular function: odorant binding; olfactory receptor activity. NCBI's taxonomy places the organism in Eukaryota, Metazoa, Arthropoda, Insecta, Diptera, Culicidae. Gene Ontology annotation, biological process: sensory perception of smell; detection of chemical stimulus involved in sensory perception of smell.